CGCGUCAUUUGCUGCAACGCAAUCCCAGCCAUCCCGAACUCCCAGUGUUCCCGGCGUCAUGUACCGUUAUACCCCGUUAUCAGCCGUUUGACCUACUGAACGGAAGUUGAAGAGCCGCCGCCGAUAUUAUGGACGGAAUUCCAAAAUGAACCGAAGUUAAUUUAUUUCUAAAGAAGCGCUGCGCGGUGCGCAGCAUCGGUGGGCGAGGGCGUGGAUGUAGCGAUGGUGCUGGAUCUGGGUGAGAACUGCAUGGAGCAGGCUAAUGGAGGAGAGCUCGCAAAGGAUGUCUCAGAAAUGUUAGAACCAGAGCCCAGCCCAGAGAAACCCAAACCAGCGAGAGCCAGGACCAGCAGCAUCACCCAAAGAGACAAAUCGACGCGCAAUGGGCCUCACGAGCAGCCUUGUCCCGCUUGGGACGGCUGCUCCCAGGCUCAAAGAAGGCUCCAGAAGACAGAAGGUCGAAAUAAAGGAGAAACUGCGCAGCCAAGGGAACCUUCCAAACCGCCACCUUGCCGAAGGCCACUCAGUCUGGAAAUAAAACCACAGCGGCUUAGAGCAACGCAGCCAGCGCAGAAGGUGAUACAGCCACCGUGGCGCAGUGGUGGCCCUUCUCCACCCAUGCGAAGCCUAACGAGCCUCAGUUUGGGGCCCGGGAACUGGCUCCGCCGGAGUGAGAGCACAUGCACAGUGAACUCCACGACGGCCGCUCGUGCUGCCAGGGGUCAAAUGAGACCUGCGACCUCCUUGCCACACAUUGCCAGGGGCAUCGCUCCACUUCCUUCACCGUCGACACCUCGCGGGCCGUGCCUGCUUGUGGCUCUUCGUCCCUUAAACCUGGAACAGGAGCGUCAGACCUUUUUUAAGUCCAACUAUCAGUAUGAGCCCCAGUUUGAGUACACCUCCCCUGAGCCUGUCAGUGUUUUGGAGAAAUACAGAGAGGGCUCCAGUCUCUUUCUGUGCCAGGCGGUCGGAAUCAUGGAGUGUGUGCUUAGGAAGUUUGAGACCUAUGAAAACUUUGAAGAGGUCACAGGAGGCAGCUUGCUCCCGAAGAGUCAGGUGUGGGCUGCCACACGCAAGUACCUGCAGAAGGAGGGCUGUGUCGGUGAGGUGGUGGUAAGUCUCUCCGAUGAGCUUCUGUCUCAGGCGGUAAUGAUGGUGGAGAGAUGUCGACCAACACUAACUAUUAACUUGUCCGGAGCACGACAACACUGGCUUGAGGGCAUGCUUAGACACGAGAUUGGCACACAUUACUUACGGGGUGUGAAUAACAGCAUGCAGCCAUGGGCCACUUCUGUUGGGAGAAAGCAGUUUGGACUGAAACCAGCUAAUCCUACCGAAGAGGGGCUCGCUAGUCUUCACAGCGUGUUGCUACGGAAACAGCCCUUCCUUUGGCGAGCCGCUCUGCUAUACUAUACUGUAUACCAUGCCACAAACAUGAGCUUCAGCCAACUGUUCAGCCAUAUUGCUCGCUUUGUCCAGGAUCCUGCUGUACGCUGGGAAUACUGCCUCCGCGCCAAACGAGGACAGACAGAUACCUCGAAACCAGGUUGCUUCAGUAAAGAUCAGGUCUACCUCGAUGGAAUUUUAAGGAUUUUACGCCACAGAAGGAACAUUGAUUUUAAGAUAUUAACUGCUCUUGGCAAGGUUUCCUAUGAAGAUGUGGACAGACUUCGGCAUUCGGCUGUUCUAAAUGGAACUAGGAUUCCUCAUUUCAUGCAGGACGAAGAACGCUAUCUUCAACACCUCGAUCACAUUGUCACAGUGAACGAACUGAGCGACGCUGAGCUUCAAGAGCUCAUUCCAUAAAGAGUUGCAAAAAAGCAUCAAAACCAUUCGAUUUUCCCAGGCCAAAAAAAACUGUCUGCAAAAAUGUGAUUUUACAACAUAAUUUUGGAUGGUUUUUCAUGAAAACGUGAUCCGUGAUGAUCAUCCAUAAAAAAGUAUUACACACAGCAUGGUUGUGUCCAACGAUCGACGUGGUAAUUUGCUGCAUUAAGUGCCAUAUUACUCAGAAAGUCUGUUUACAAAUACAAUGAUUGUCUGUUUUAAAACCAUAUGACUGUCAGGCAUGAAAGACAUGUUUGGAUUCUUGCAAACUCAAUGUGUGUUCGGAAUGGCAUGCUACCAUACUCAUACUAUUUUUUUUAAUACGCGGUAUGCAAAUAUACCGAAUACAUGAAUUAUGUAGUAAAUCAUGUCAAAGUGUGCAGUACCUUGUGUUUCUAGUGUUACGACUCAUCCAAAAUCGGUAUCGACCAUCAUUUCUCUCUUGAUCGAUUAGCAAAUGAACAAUGCAAGAUAGUCGUAAUUAUGACGAUUGGACGUCAUGUGUAUUUUUUAAUGUAAACAACAAAUUGCUUUGCAUACCGUUUUAGUAAACUACACUGUAUGCAGUACGGUAGUUUUCCUUUCCGAACACUACAUUCGUGAGAAGCAAAAAAAAAAGGUCACGUAGCAUUUUAACUGCACUCUCAAUAUAAUGGGCAUGUCCCAUUAUGAAAAUGAUUAAUAUCACGUUCGAGCCAGAACUAUGUGAGCACUAAAUCAAAUUUACCCUCACAGUAUUUAUGAGGUUUCACACCUAUGAACACUUCUACUAGUCUUUCAGUUUCUCUAUUUAUUAUUUGUUUACCUCUUGUAUUCAUGUUAAACACUGAAUGUUCGUGGUUUUAGCUUUAUACACAAGUAGCAAAUGCAUUUUUUUUUUCUUUCACUUAGUAUAGCAAGCAAUGCAAAGAGACACCAAGGCUGACUCCGUUUUAUAAAUUGAGAAUCUGAUGAAAGCGAAAAUUACACUUGUAAAACAAAAAUCACCCCCUUCGGCACUAUUUUUUUCCUCAUCAGGGCCAGUACUCUAUCUGGAGAUAAUCAGUGUUCUUCUGAGAGCACCCUUGGUGGUCUUUAUUACCUUUGCUAAUGUGACGUGACACCUUUGUAGAAGAGUUGCCACUGCAACCUCUGCUUUUUGUACCUGUCUAAAGCAGUCCAGCUGGCCAGCUUCCUCACUGUGCAUAUUAAGAUUGUGAUGGACUCAGGAAGAAAAAAAAACGGGAGGUCAUGUGGAUGUGCCUUAUAUGGGUUCCAAACUCAUGCGUCAUGUCAUUGCUACAUGGUAUAUGCUUGAAAUUACAUAUCCGUUUGUAUUUAUAAUCAUUGUCAGUACUGCACGAAAAUUGCACACUUCACUAUAAGUUGAUGUUAUCCUAUUAAAAUUGUACACUGAA
This is a messenger RNA of Puntigrus tetrazona (Sumatra barb), 3224 nucleotides long. RefSeq lists its product as uncharacterized. The transcript is spliced from 7 exons. The coding region runs from base 223 to 1806 and encodes 527 amino acids. The record is from RefSeq and is a predicted model, not a curated record. NCBI's taxonomy places the organism in Eukaryota, Metazoa, Chordata, Actinopteri, Cypriniformes, Cyprinidae.